Molecule: messenger RNA, 2252 nt
Organism: Amborella trichopoda
Lineage: Eukaryota; Viridiplantae; Streptophyta; Magnoliopsida; Amborellales; Amborellaceae
Product: Protein kinase superfamily protein
Source: RefSeq, a predicted model, not a curated record
CCAUUUGAAAAUCCCUUAAAAAAUGAGGAGAAAUAGAAUGGCGUCGCCAUGUCUGGCCUGUCCUGUUGUGGUCUGGGCUGAGUCCCUUGCCUACCCUAAUUUGGGUACUCGAUAAGCCCAUUUCUUUCCCUUUUUCCUGCUGCAUGCAGAGUCCCCGCCAUUUUCCGCUCUCUCUUCUUGAAGAGAGAGAAAGAGACAGGGAAUCGAGAGAAGUAUAGAUUAAGAGAGAGGAGAAGAGGAGAGAGAGGGGUUAAAGACUAGAGAGAGAAUGAGAAGGUUAUUAUGGGGUCGGAAUAUUGGCUCCAAAGCAAAGGCCUGCGGCUACUUGAUGGCCGCAGCGAGCACCGCCGCAGUGGCGAUUCACAUUUACAGCGAUGAUGAUUUCAAUAAUAAACUUAGGACUUUUUAUCAUGGCAUUGUUCGUUCCUCGAGGGCUGUAUCCACUUGCACUUUGAAUGUGAUUGAUUACAAGUAUACUCUGCGAAUGUUGGCACCAAAUUCUGAGGAAUAUUACGAGGCACUAUCUCAGGUUCAUCAUCGUGCAGCCAACAGAAUUCUGAAACUUUGUGAAGUAAAUAAAGGUUUCUAUGUCAAAGCAGGUCAAUUCAUUGCAUCAAUAAGACAAGUGCCCAAAGAAUAUCAAUCAUUACUUUCUUCCUUGCAAGACCAGGCAGUACCUUUUCAGUUUGAUGCUAUAAAAGAAGUAAUCACAAGAAACUUUGGCAGAGAAUUAUCUGAGAUAUUUUUAUCAUUUGAUGAACAACCCAUCGCUGCUGCGUCCAUUGCUCAAGUACACCAUGCAAUAUUGAAAGACUACCAGGAAGUGGCAGUUAAGGUUCAGUACCCUGGUUUGGAAAAACAGAUGCAAAUUGACGCCAAAACUAUGUAUAUCCUUUCCAAAUCCAUUGCUUGGAUUUUUCCUGAAUACCAGUUUGAAUGGAUAGUUCCAGAAUUUGAGAAGACCAUUUCUAUGGAACUUGAUUUCACUCAAGAAGCAAAGAAUUCUGAGAGAACAGCUAGAAAUUUUAAGAGGAAAAAUGUUGUCAGGGUUCCUAAAAUAUUUUGGGAUUUGACGACAAAGCAAGUUUUGACAAUGCAGUUCUGGCAUGGUUACAAGAUUGAUGACUUGGAGAAGUUAAAGGAGGUGGGAAUAAAGCCACAGAAGGUUGCCCAAGCUUUAGCUGAAGUUUUUGCUGAAAUGAUAUUUGUCCAUGGGUUUGUGCACGGAGAUCCACAUCCUGGCAAUAUCUUAGUUUCUCCACGAGGUGGUCAAGCUUUCUACCUAGUUCUUUUGGAUCACGGUAUAUACAGAGAGUUCGAUGAUGAAUUCAGGUUGAACUUUUGUCAACUGUGGAAAGCUUUGAUCCUUCAAGAUUCACGUAAAAUACAGGAUCUUGGGGAGAAACUUGGUGCUGGAAAGUACUCCAAAUUCUUUCCAAUUAUUUUUACAGGAAGAACUAUUGACAGCAAAUCUGCUUUGGGAAGAAGCAUGUCAGAUGAAGAAAAGAAGAAACUAAAGCAGGAACUGAGAUCCUUCGAUCUGGGUGAUAUUUCUUCAUUCAUGGAAUCCUUGCCUCGAGAUUUUCUCACUAUACUAAGGACUGAUGGAUUGGUAAGGUCUAUCAUUAGCAAGCUAGGUGUAUCUCAACGUGUUCGGUUGUUGGCAUAUGCUAAAUUUGCGGUGGCAGGGCUUAAGACAGAGCCUAACUUAGAGACCUUUGGGGACAUGAGCUCAAGGGUUUGGACUAGUAUAGAGUAUACUUCUCUGAGGAUUCUUCUUGAAAAAUGCAUUAGCUUGGUCGUAAGAGAAAUUUUAACAGGCUAUGACUAUGAUGGAAAGGGUGGUGGGAUAUGCAGUAAGAAGCAUUUCGUGGUAUUCAAAAUGCAAAGAUUUUAAUGUUGGCUCUUCAAGAAUUUAAAAAGAGUGGUCCACUGCCAUUUAAGGAGGCCCUAGCUUGUGUGUGAAUCCAGCAAGGGCAAAUGCUUCAAAAUCCUUUAGGCGAUAGUGUAAGAUGGUCACUGAAAAGACGACGACAACAACAGAAAAAGAAAAAGCAAGAGUCAUGUAAGAUGGUCACUGAAGAUGGCUCCGACCCAGUAAAGGAUGUCACAAAUCGUAAUUUCUUGAAAGAAAUGGAGGAAAUCUGUUAUUUAUUGGUGAAAAGGAUGGAAAUUUAAUUGGCUUUCAUUCUUUGUUUCGACAGAAUGCAAUUCGGAUCAUGAGAGGGAUGCAUUGGCCCAUCUUGUUUUUA